Molecule: messenger RNA, 987 nt
Organism: Fusarium tjaetaba
Lineage: Eukaryota; Fungi; Ascomycota; Sordariomycetes; Hypocreales; Nectriaceae
Product: lipase esterase
Exons: 2
Coding region: 1-987 (328 amino acids)
Molecular function (GO): hydrolase activity
Source: RefSeq, a predicted model, not a curated record
AUGUCGGUCAACGUACGCCCGAAGCCCGUGUCUGACCAAGUCCGUGCGACUCGCCUCGAAGUUGUCGACCGCCUCGAGAAACAAUUGGCAAAUGCCAAGCAAUGGUAUGACUUUGACAAACCUCAAGACUAUAGAAAUGCACGAGCAGAAGGGACUCACGGGUUCGAUCGUCCAAAACUCAAUGACCAAGCUCGUUUGGUUUAUGCCCCCGGACGUGAAGGGCAGAGCAUUGAACUCCGCAUGAUUGAACCGCCUGUGCCGUCUAAAGGUGUUUUCCUCCACUUCCACGAAGGUUGUUUUGUCAUUGGGAGCAAUGCUUCUUACGAUGGGUACUUGACGCGAGUCUCCGAAGCAUCCGGCCUAACCGUGGCGUCUGUCGAGUACCGCCUCGCGCCAGAGCAUCCAUUCCCCGCAGGUCGCGAUGACUGCGUGGACGCUGCGCUCUAUGCUCUUUCUACCCCGGGUAUGAGUGAUCUUGGAGCUCCCUUGCGAGUACUCGGUGGAGAGUCGGCUGGCGCUUGGCUCGCCGUGGCUGUUGCGCUAGAAUUACGGGACACGUAUGAGAUCGACGUCAAGACACAGAUCGCUGCAAUUUGUGCUGGCUAUGGGAUAUACGACUUGACAUACACGCCCUCCCUACUGUCGCAUGAAAGAAACAUAGUCCUCAGUCGCAAGACCAUGAUGAAGUUCUUGGAGGCGGCUUUCGGUCAUAUCCUGUCUGGUGAAAGGAAAAGACCUGACAUAUCCCCGUUGUAUGCUGACCUGGGUAACCAGCCGCCGGCGCAUUUUCUCGUGGGGAAUGUUGAGCCACUACUCGAUGAUAGCAUUUUCAUGGCUGCCAAGUGGGCCAACGCUGGGAGUGAAGCUGAGCCGUAUGUCGUGGAGGGGGCUCGCCAUGCCUUUACGCUGAUUCCAUUUGGUGAGGUCACUAAUGUCGGGAUUCAGGCAGUUGUGGAAUUUUUACGGGUGCAAUUGCAAAAGUUUUAA